Messenger RNA from Notodromas monacha, 2659 nucleotides. NCBI's taxonomy places the organism in Eukaryota, Metazoa, Arthropoda, Ostracoda, Podocopida, Cyprididae. The record is from the annotation of a GenBank genome assembly.
AGUCGAAGCCUUUCAACAACAGGCAUGUCCUUCGCGACCAACUGAAUUUCGGGUGAGGAACGUACCCCACGGUGUUUCCUUGUGCUGUGAGAAAACAUCCGGACGAGCUUUACCUGUCCGAAGCGGCGACGAAAGCAAGGCAUUCCUAUUGUGCAGAUUCUACGGAGGAAUCGACAAGGUGCUGCGCAUCGUCGACGCCGAAAUCCAGCUCAUCGGUGACCCGACGACUUUGAUCUCUUGGCCAACCCCGGGAAUGGGAUCCUCUCAUAACGACCCCAGCUUCAGAGAACUCGCCCAUCCGAACUUCAGCGAAUUUCUGAAACUGCAGAACAAUGCGUCUUUCAAACUCAUUAAAACCGUUGCCGACUUCUCGCAGCAACUCGCCCAGAUCCACGAGCAACAUGCGGACGACCUACAGGCACUCGUGGAAAACUUCCGUCGCAGGCAAACCGACUUGCGCAAGGAGUGGCCUCCGGGCAACAACUCGCUACUGCAGAGCUGGGAGUUGUUUUUACAGCAAGUCGAGUCAGACUCCCAGAGUCACGGGGAAAUAGCUUCCAUUCUCGGCCGGAAACUCGGCCAAACCCUGCUUGAGAAGACAUUCCAUCGGAAGAUACAGAGUCGGAAGAUUUUCCUCCAUAGGGACAUGUACGAAGGCAUUCUCACAAAAGCUGACGAGGCUCUGCAGAAGUCGCAGGCAGAUUACUUCGCCGCCUAUCAGCAGCUGCUCACGCAUCGCGCAUCGGGUCAAACGGCGUACCUGGAAGCCCACAACCUUUACGUGCAGAAUCUCCGGGCAGCCAAUGCGAUGAUCCACGAGUUCAACACUUCUUGCCUGCCUACGUUGUUGGAGGAACUGGAUGAAAUUUAUGAUGAAAUAUCGUACUCGGUGGCCGACGUCAUUCUUCAGAGCGCCAAUAUUUUUGCGGCGAAGGGCCAGGGGCAGCAGACGAGAUACGAGGAUCUCGGCCAGUUCUGCAGGAGCGUGAAUUCCAGGGUGGAUUUGGCCAAUUUGAUCAAGAACGUGUUCGUUCAUCAGCAGCCGCUGAAAAUCCAUUCUUUCAUUUCCCCCGUCGCUGCCUCGAAUAACUUGGAUGGUCAUAACGGGACCCAGGUCGCCGCAGAUGGCUCGUCGGUGUCCCUCCUGGGUGACGAUGUCGUUUUGGAUGUAAUGAGCGUUCCCUCAGCACGCGAGCGAGAAGACGCGCUGGGGAGCGAAGCAUUCGACCUGGAGUGCCAAGUUAAACAGGUUCAGGACGCCGUGGAUUCCUUGACGCGGAUGCAACAGAGGAGUCUGGAAACGAACUUGUUCAGUAAGGCCGAUGACCUGGAGGAGGAAAUCUGUACGAAGAAGUUCGAACUUCGAGCGCUGAUUUUACGGUUAGCCGCCGUCAGAGCCCAGUUGGACCUGUUCAAAUCCAAGCUGGACGUGAUGAAGGGAAAGAAACAGGAGGACUUUCCGCCAAGUGCAUAUGCCGGCGCUGCGGCCCAGUUCGGGCCCGGCACGCGGAACAAAUGGUUGAAGGCCUUCAAAUCCCUGAAAACUACCGGACCCGCACCUCCACCUCCACCAGCCCCGUGCAUCACUGUCGGGCCUUCGGUUGCAUCUGUGACUGCCCCAGUCGUCCCAGCGGCGACUAAUGUGGUUAAAGAAGUGCCUACCGACUCCUCGAGAUUCGUCGCCGUCGUCUCAGCAGUCAUGGCUAUCAGGAAGGGAGGAUCCAAGGACCGGGACAGCGCUUCGCUGCUGAACAUCAAUCACAUUUUCCAAGAAUAUACGUACAAAAAGAUUACCGCGUGUGACGUCUGCCAGGAGAUUCUCCGAGGGCACACGAGACAGGGGAUGAAGUGUCGGCUUUGCAAGAUGAACGUGCAUUUGGAGUGCCAGAACAACGCGGCCAAGUGCAAACCAAAAUCCCGCUUGCUCCUCCGACGUCAGAAAUCAACAUCGGAAAUCGAAGCAAAGCUUUUACAGGACAACCAGGAUCAGUGCGGCGAAAGGCAUCUCGCGGGCAGACAGUUCGGAAGCGACAGGAAUAUUGUAACAGGCGAUAGAAGCGGAUCGUCCAGCAGCCGCCCAGAAUUGCUGGCCCUACAAGGCUAUUCGUCAGCCGCACGAGGCGGACCAGCAAUACCACUUCACCCCUCUGGUGAAUACUACAAUGUGCCUUCUGUCAAGCGGUUUAGCUAUGCCCCCAAGGCGACUCCUACUUCAUCAAUGCUAAGUGUUGGUUCCGUUGCCCAUUCCUCUUCAGCUCCGGCAAGUCCCGUGCACCAUCGGCAACACCUUCCGGGCUCGCGGCCCGUGCACGGCCACAAACGUGUGGAAUACCAGGACGACAGGAGCUCUCCAGAGGACUCCGUCGAGUCCCCAAUGGUGUCUCCACAGUCCCAGCGGCCUUUGUACCAUCGGAAUGACAGGAGGGCGAGUGCGAGCGGAGGAUAUGUCGCUCUUUACAACUUCAUUGGGCGUCUGGCGGAUGAACUUCAUAUGAGCAUGUCAACUUUCAUGUUCGCCAUCAAGUUCAUGCUGGUUUCUCCUGCGACAUCGUUACAUCCUCAUAAACAUUUUGAAUCAUUGCGACGUCUGAAGGAGCGCUGCUCGAGUGGCUCGUGCAUCCGUUGCGGAAUGUUGGCCGAGGGCACGAGUACCUCUUGA